AUGACAUUGUGCUUGUUCCUAACAAUUUGCGUGCUGACUGUCAGUGCACUGCCCAUUGAGGAGCAAACGGGACGCAUCCACGGCGAGAACGGCUGGUAUGUGCCACAGGUGGGCGACGACUUCAAGUGGUUGACCACGGACGAGGCCCAAGGUCAGCUGGCCGCCUAUGAAGCGCUAAACGACAUGGAGAUCGCUGAGCGCAUUUCCCUGAACUCGGUUAACUUCUAUUUGUAUACGCAGCGUAAUCCCAAGGAAGGACAGCUUAUCAAGGCCACGCGCAGCUCCAUUGAUGACUCCAACUUUAAUGCCGCAAAUCCCACCAGAUUUACCAUACACGGCUGGAACUCCAAUUACAAGGACGGCGUCAACAGCGGCGUGCGCGAUGCUUGGUUCCUAUCGGGCGACUACAAUAUGAUAGCUGUGGAUUGGUCGCGUGGCCGUUCGCUGGAAUAUGCCUCCUCUGUGGCAGCCGUGUCGGCAACGGGCAAGAAAAUUGCCAGCCUAGUGGAUUUUCUGGUGACGGAGUACAGCAUGUCCCUGGAGACGCUCGAAGUGGUGGGAUUCAGCCUGGGUGCACAUGUCGCCGGCUAUACAGCCAAGCAUGUGUCCAGCGGCACUGUGCAAAAGGUGGUGGGUCUCGACCCCGCCUCACCGCUGUUCAGCUACAACAAACCGGAAAAGCGUUUGUCCAGCACUGACGCCAUCUACGUGGAAACCAUUCAGACAAAUGGCGGCACUAUGGGCUUCAGUAAGCCUAUUGGCCGUGCUACUUUCUAUCCGAAUGGUGGCAAAUCACAGCCUGGCUGUGGCCUCGAUAUAACCGGCAGCUGCGCCCACACACGCGCCGUCUCCUACUAUGUGGAGUCGCUGCGAAUGAACAAUUUUCCCACCGUCAAGUGUCCCUCAUAUCAGGAAGCCCACAAAAAGGAUUGCGGAAGCACCUACAGCACGGUGCGCAUGGGUGCGAUUGAGAACGAAUAUAUUGCCGUUGGAGACUUCUAUGUGCCUGUUAACAAGGAGUCGCCGUAUGGAUUGGGUGAGUCCGUCGAAAAUGGUCAGGAUGAAAGUACAACCCCGCAGCCCACUACGGUUACGGAUGGAAAUGAUGCGACAACUACGCCAGCCGAUGAUACUACAAACAGCUCCAGUGCAACAACCCCUGAAGAAAUUAUAACAACGCCCGCGCCCGAGAAUGACAAAGACAACGGUCGCAAGACGAACAUUUAUAUCCUCAAUUUAAUAUUCGUCAAUGCGCAAAUCAACAAGCACAACAACUAAUGGCCCAAAAGUGGGCUGCCAAGAAGGCUUCCAAGUUGAUCAAUAAAGUGAA
This is a messenger RNA of Drosophila novamexicana, 1330 nucleotides long. RefSeq names its product phospholipase A1-like. Bases 1 to 1278 code for a protein of 425 amino acids. The transcript is spliced from 3 exons. Gene Ontology annotation, molecular function: lipase activity. Gene Ontology annotation, biological process: lipid metabolic process. The record is from RefSeq and is a predicted model, not a curated record. Lineage: Eukaryota; Metazoa; Arthropoda; Insecta; Diptera; Drosophilidae.